AUGGCGUCCUCCGUCAACCUUGUGUUAGAUUUGAAUGAGCCACAACUUAUUUACAUUACAUCCAUUGUGAUGAUAGUUACAGCAGUUAUCGUUGCUUUUUGCUUAAUUUUUCUAAAAGCCGAAUAUGGACGAUAUUUCUCAGCGAGUUCAUCGCAAAAGUACGGAUUUGGAGUGAACCCCAAAAUUGCUUGGUUUGUUCAAGAAUUACCAGCCUUUGUUGUACCCUGUGUGUUGCUCUUUUUCGCUCGCAAAGACGUCUUCGGAUUAACGCCAAAUGCCUUUCUUCUCUUAUUAUACUUAUCACAUUAUACUCACAGGUUAGUGGUAUGUACUAAAAUCUUCCAGCCAGUAAUAAUUCCCACAAUUCCAAAUUUUAGUCUUGCUGUCAGUGUUAUUACUCAACCAGAUUACAUAACCGACUGUCAAACAGUCUCCGGAAAGAUGCGGAAUAACCUCAUACUUAUUUGCUUCUCACUAAAUAACAAGAAAAUUGUGAAUUUGUUAUUUGUCUCGUUCUUUUAAAGCUCUGAAAUUAAUUUUCUGAAAUUCUGCACUUUAAUUACUAUAAAUAAUUUUACUAUUGAUAUUAAUACUAUUAAUAUUAUUUCUUUUAGCUUCAGACUUACCUAAGAGCCCUUUCUCUACCCUAUGGCAAAAAAAUGAAAAAUUACCAAAUUUGGGGUAAUUAUUUAUUUGCACUUGAAAUAUUGCACCCUUCAAGUUCAUUGACAAAAUUUCAGGGGGAGCCACAAAAGGCUUUUUAAAAAAUGAAUAAAAACAACUGACGUCAGAGCCUGUCUCUCCAAACCUUCUCGCUGUUCUCAUUUUCAGAUCUUUGAUUUAUCCCUGGCUCAUUAAAGGUGGCAAACCAACCCCUGUAUUGCUCUCAUCCAUGGCUUUUGUCUUUUGUAUGUUAAAUGGCUACCUACAGGCAAGAUACUUGAGUAAAUUUGCUUUUUACAAGAAUUCUUGGCUGUCAAGUCCAAUCUUUAUCAGUGGGGUAGUAUUGUUUGUCACAGGCAUGGCAAUUAAUAUUCACUCUGAUCACACUUUGCGUAAUCUGAGGAAACCUGGUGAGACAGGCUACAAAAUUCCAAAAGGUAAGUUUCUUUUUUUAACAUUUUGAUUGCCUAGCAAAUAGCUUGUACCACUUGUAUUAUGUGAAGCUGGUGUAAAAAACAGUGAUAAUGAUUUAUAGUGAUGGGUUUUCUUAUCCUGUUAAAAUAUUCCAUAUUAUCAACGUCAUCAUCAUCAUCAUUAUUAUUAUUACUGUUGUUAUUAUUAUUAUUAUUAUUAUUAUUAUUACUAUUAUUAGUAUUGUUAUUGUUGUUGUAACUUGUUGUUGUUGUUGUUAUUUAAAUUAAGAUAUGAUUGUGACAGUGGCUGUUGCAAUUUAAGCAACUGCAAAUUAACAUCUCUAAUUUGCACAGGUAUUCACUGUCCUGGAAACAACAAUAUUUUCCACUAUUAGCUCUGUCAUGUCCCUAGACCUUAGACUUCAAAGGCCUUUUUCAAUAUGGUGACCAUUCCAAGAAGUGAAGACUUUUGCAAAGUUCUGAACCUAUAUGUAAUUCCGAUUUCUUUCAAGUGCAUCUUUAAGUUGUUCGGUAUCACUCCUCCUAGACCUCCCACAACAGCUGGUAUUACUUUUGUCUUCGCUCUCCAAAGUCUAGAUAUUUCCCUUGCUAAGUCUUGAUAUUUUUCAUGUUUUAUUAUUAUUAUUAUUAUUAUUAUUAUUAUUAUUGUUAUUAUUAUUAUUAUUAUUAUUAUUAUUAUCAUUAUUAUUGUUACUAUUAUAAUAUUAAAUUAGAUGCUCUGGAACCUACACAUUUAGUGUAUUUAAGACCCUACUUCAACUGAGUCUGUUUUAUGUUUUCCGCUUAGCUUUAUUACAUCAGAUGUGUGCAAUGCACGAGAUGUAUAGGUUAUGUCAAGUCAAUAUGAAACUCACACAAAUACAUGUAUGCUGCAAAGUUAGUAUAAUAUUAGGGACCAUUCAUUAUUUAUUCCAGGGGUUGGGCUGGCAAGAAUGAGGGGUGGGCCAAGUCAGAUUCAGGACAGUCAGGUGGGGGGGGGGGGGUCAUCAAUAAAUCUGCACACAAAGAUGGGGGGCUACCAGAAUUUUUAUUUUUGGUUUAUUUUCAAACAAAUACUUCCAGUGCGCUCUGGACUAACGGUACAUGGUUUGCAAGCCUCCUAAAGGCUAACAGUACAUAACUGGUAGUUUAAAGCUAAUAAAGAAAACAGUCACAAUUUCUAUGAAAUGAUAUUUCUUUUUAUCUUGCCUUUUAGUGAAAGUUUAAAAUGAAAUAAAUCCUUUUUUUACCUUUAUCUGCUGAAUUUCACCAGCAUGAAAUAAAAUGUCCCAGUUAAUCUACACAGCUGUCUGACUUGCAUUCUGUAGAGGGUUGCCUCUCGCUGGAAGUGGGCUUCACGGAAAUCUAUACUUUUUUUAUGUUCUAUAAGCCUGGUUCGUUUUUUAUCAAUGUCUUAUCUUUGACCAAUACUCUUUACUCUGGAAUGAAAAAGAAACUCUCACUUGGUUUUUCUGAUACAAAAAAAGUUUGAAAAGAACUAUCGAUCCUUGCAGCUAUCGUCUAUUGACAACUUUAUAUUCCCUUUCUAUUUAUUAUAGUUCCAGCACAGGAGAGAGAGCAGAGUAUAUCACUGAGGAUGAAAAGGACUCGGGGGAAGGGGGGGACUCCGCAUAUGAAAGGGGUGGGGAUGCUCGUUGUCUCGCUUAGGGGUAUAAAUUUCGGAUUUUGGUCUCACUUAGGGUGUUCUGGGCAAAACGCCAUCAUAUUUACCCGUGAAGGUCUCAUUUAGGGUUGCACACGAAAAAACAUAAAAAUAUAUAUAUUGUCUGUGGUUUAACAUAGUCUCUUUUAGGGGUCAAAAAAGCUUGGGCCCUGCCCAGAUCGGUCUCCUUUAGGAGUUUAAUUCAAAAUUUCUGAUGAGCAUCCCCACCCCUUUCAUAUGCGGAGUCCCCCCCCCCCACCCCCUUGGUGAAAAGGAUCAGUUCGAUAUAGUGAUGUAGACUAAUUCAAACACUCAAUAAUCAUAGCUUGGGUUUUGUAUUUUUGUUCUUACAUGCAUUUUUUUUUUUUUUUUGGGGCGGGGGGAGGGCUAGCCAGAUUUUAAAAGCACAUUUAGAGGGGUCAUGCCUUUUUUUAGUUUUUUUUUUUUAGUUUUCCUUUGAACGGGUCAAGAUGUUUUGUUGUGCUUUCUGAUGGAUCUUACCAGCCCACUCCCUGGUAUAAAUAAUGAAUGGUCCCUUAUUACAUAAGGUGGAGUAUGUGGAAAAUAGUCUCUGCCUCAAAAGCCAAGUAAAUUCCAAUAUUUUUCGCUACUCUUCUCUUUUAAUAGGUGGUAUGUUCACUUAUGUUUCUGGGGCUAACUUCUUUGGUGAGAUUAUUGAGUGGUCUGGAUUUGCACUGGCAUGUUGGUCUCUUCCUAGCCUGGCAUUUGCAACAUUUACUGCUCUUAACAUUGGUCCAAGGGCAAUUCAGCACCACAGGUAUUUGAAAAAAAAUUUUUGAUGAAAUUUUUCUGCACAAAAAUUUAAUAACUUGGUAUACGCCUGGUAUAUACCAUCAUGCAUACGAAAGAGAAAAAUUUUGCGGUCAUAUGUAAAUACAGUCAAAGACUGUUGAAACUCAAGAGCACAUCAUCAAAAAACAUAAUACAUGAAUUGAUGAAUCAUAUAAAAGAGAAACGAUAAGGUUGAUUGUGGUGAUGACGUACCUUUUGGUUUGACCAGCAGUUUUUGCAGUACCAAGUUGUUUUCACUGUUGUUUGUCUGCUGAUUUUAUUUCAUACCAAAAUGUUUUUGUUUUGCUUUGUAGAUGGUAUUUGGACAAGUUUGAGGAUUAUCCAAAGUCUCGACGUGCUCUUAUCCCAUUUGUCUUAUGAAGACCAAAUGAAAGGACAAGGCACAAAACAAGAAAGGAGAGAAAUCCAUAGCCUGCGUAGCAAGCAUUUCCGCGUGAUUUCAGAGCUAAGAAUGACCAAGGAAUGACAAGGAACGGGAUAAUUGAUUUUAGCCUUUUUUCGCGGGAUCUUGUUCCUCGUUCUUUGCCCUGAAACCACACGGAAUGCUUGCUACACAGGCUAAGAAAUCAAAACAAUCGUGUAAUUGACAAAAAUAAAAUUUAGAUAGAUUUUCUCAAUUUAUUUAGCUGUUGCAACUAAUAUAUUAAAAACAUGGCGAAAAAAAAAAACAAGGAUAACGACAUUGGUACCGUUCUUGUUUUCAUGCAGGCACCAUUUCUUUUAGGGCAGAGGAAGAGGAAGUGCAAGGGGAGAAAAGGAGAGGAGCUGGCCUCCUCUCCCCUUCGCAUGUUCUGCUCGCGCGUCCUGUAAUAAGAUAUAUGGUUUCCAAUUGUCAAUUUAUUUUUUUGUUGCGUGACAGUGAAAACGAUCCAUACCCCAAAAAACCCCUACCUAAAAGAAAAAAAAAAAGAAAAACGAACAGGCCACUCAAAAAAAUACCUGCCAUACUUUCCUACCCCAAAAAGUCCCAAAAAGAUCCUUCGAUCAUCCCCCAGGGGCCCCACUCACAUAUUUUAAUGACGGGGGGGUCCGAAGGAUUUUUUUGGGUCUGGCAUUUCGGCCAAAAGGGAUUUUUUUGGGUCUAUGAAAGACGCCGAGAUUUUUUUGGGUCGCGAAAACAACACAGGGAUCUUUUUGGGUAUUGUAUUUUUCAUCAGCUCAAAUCAACAAUAACAUAAGCGCAAUUUAUAGUUUUGUUUUUGACCAAAUUAAAAAACCAAAGUUGAAGUUGGCAUGUUUUAGCUUUCCAGAAGAUAAAUAAUAAAAUUUGCUGAUGCAAAAACACCGAGGGAUUUUUUUGGGUCGACAAAUUCUGAAGUUGGGAUUUUUUUGGGUAUAAAAUAUGAACCUCUGUCGGACCCCCCCGUCAUUAAAAUAUGUGAGUGGGGCCCCUGGGGAUCAUCCAUAUAGUUCUGAACACGCGAGUUUCAGAAGUUCACGCAAGUACACCACGCGUUCAUGCUUCAUUGGAAACCGGCCCUUGGAGACCAAUGAAAACGUUGCGUGAAAUCGAGGCAAAUUGUUCGAAAUCUGCCGCCAUAUUUGCACGGUAUGCUGAAAGAAUGUGGCCAUGAACUGUGUUUAUCUUUCUGAAACUGUCUUUUCCCGUUGAGUAAAGGAGUAUGGUAGAGUUCAAUGGCUUCAUAUCUGAAAUAUGAAUAUCACAGAGUGUUUUCAAAUGAGAAAAAGGCGAUCAACUGAUAAAACGCAAGGGCGUGGAAAUGAGUCAGGUAAAUUAUUGAUUAAGCACCACGGUAGCUUCGCUGAACCUCAAACGAUAAGAUUGUAUUUAUCCUAUAAACUAAAGACUAUAUAAAUUAUAUAAAAUAAAUUAACUUUAAAAUGUAAGUGCCUCAUUACAAUGCAACUUUUUGAAAGUUUCGUUGACGUCAAACUAAUGUAAAUAGCGUGUCCUCAUUCCGAAAUAUGAAAACGCGAGCCACAUCGCAUCAAAAGUAAGCUUAAGUGUGGAUUUUUAUCCACAUCAUUCCUGUGGAAAGGCAAUAGUACGAUUAGUUAGUUAUGAGAACAAGAAUAAUGUUAUUGAAGCCUAAAAUGUUAUUAUUUUCGUGACUCUAAAAGAAUAAUGAAAUUCUACACCCUGUUUAAGACUCAAGACCUUGAAAACCAUACCCUGUUCAGCGGCACAUACCCGUAUAGGCCAAAUGAGGGAGUGCCCCCCGAGCCCGGGUCGUCGCACUGCUAAAAAUUGUUAGGAUCUUGUGUAUUAAAUUUUGCACCCCUUGGUUGAGUGUUGGUCAAUACUAUCAGGUGAUAUUUGGACGACACUUGGUCGAUAUGACGAAAAAAUCUAAAUUUCUGUCCAAAGAGUUGAAUACAUCUUGAGCUCUAUUUAUUUAUUGGUGAGCCAAUCAUUGGCAGGCAGAUAGGCUGCUAGCAAGCUCUCUGGGGGGCUUUGGGUGGGGAAUGGGAGAAAACAAGAGCUUGUAGUCUUGUCUCAGGAAUUUAAAUUCCUGUGUCAUUGCAGUGGCCUCUUUUUAGCAGACAGAAAUAGGGCUUUGUCCAGUUAAAUCCCUCUUCUGCUUUUAAGAUCCCCAUGAAAAGUCACGCAACAUGAUAAGGCACGUAGACAAAAGAAACAAAACAAAACCAUGGCACAAAACAACAUUUAUUCAUGUAGCAAUACAGAUGUGGUAAUCUACUGUUUAAACUAAAUCACAGUUUCACCAACAGUUAGAGGCUACUUUCAUGUUCUUUCAACUGGAGUUUCUAGAAAUUAGGGUUAACUGUCGGGUGUGGGAGGAUCUGUUUUAUGAUUAAGAUUAAUCCAGGUCUGUUGUUAAUGCAGGGCUGUCACUAGGAUUUCAAGUUGUCAGGUUAAUACAACAAGUAGGUUGGGAAUCAGGCAGCUAGGGAUAUCUUCAAAUUCUUGUUUUCUUCUGUUUUCUUAUGAAAUUAACUGGGGGUCAUUUUCUUAGUAGUCAGGGGAAAUCCCUGGCCGUUAAAUGACUGUCGUGCAUACUGAAUACAAGGUAUCUGUGAUCUUUGUGCAUAUUCUGUGAUCUUUGUGCAUAUUCUGUGAUCUUUUUGCAUAUUCAAAAGUGCAUGUGAAGCUAUUUUUUUUACAGAGUCGUCUGCAAGCUGCACCAGUAGUUGUGUUGAUGCCCUGCUUAUUUUUUUUUUGUACAAAAUUAAAUUAUUCAAUUUAUUCAACACCAGAUGACAUAAUGUAAGUGCCUUUGAGUCUACAUUUACAGGUGUAUGGUGCCAUCUGGUUGCAGCUGCAAUCUAGCCAUAUAUAGUGGUUGAUACAAGUUCCAGUUAUUAUUCUGUUUUGCAGGGUUUCCUCCUAGAACUCCAGUCAGGAGACUGCAGCAUUUUCCUUGUGGUUUCCCUGCUGCAAGCAGCUUUAACAACUCUUUCUCUGAUCAAUCUCUAGAGAUAGUGUGGGACAACAACUCUCCUUCACCUGCAAGGACUUUGUCUUUAGGUAGGUAACUACUUCUCUGCUUUUGGAACUGGGUUUAAAAUACAUGUAGUCAACCAGUUACUUAAAGUAUUACCAGUACAACUAACCUUUUUCAGAUGAAAUUAGGGCUCUCUGAACUGGUUAGGCAAGAAGUUCAAGACAAGUAAUGUAUCAAGCAUGAGACGCAGUGUUUCAUCUUCAGAUGAAACCCCAAGAAGAGAGUUAAAAAUAUGACGCACAGCGGAGUAUUUUUGACGAACUUCGUGGUGUUUCAUCUGGUGAUGAAACACAGCUGUGUCGAAUACUUGACAUUACUUCUCAAACAAAAUGAUUUUAGAAGGAGAACUUAAGGAUGCAAAAAUGAGCAGUUUUUCAUCUGAUUUUCAAACACUCAUUGAACAUUAAUUUCCUUUGUAUUUUCUCUAUGAAUUAUUAAUGAGAUUGAGAAGUUUAUUUCAACAUUAAAAUGAAAAAUUUACAAACUGCACUGAUUGAUUUUAUGAUUUUUCUGAGAAAUAGCCAGAAAGAAUUGGCCUAGAACAGAUCAGCUAGCUUUUUACUUAACUACAGCUUCAAAGUAUGUAACUUGUCAAGGCAAGAUCUUAAGGUGACAGGGCUGUAAAGAAUAAUAGUAUUGUCAGUUCUGGCCGCGGUUGUUCAUGCAAAAGGUGGAUAAUGCUAUCCAAUGGAUAAAUUUUUAUCCAGUGGAUAAUGCUAUAUAGGUUUCCCUAAUACUUAUCUGCUUGAUAGUUUAAUAGUUAUUUAUCUGGUAGAUAUCCAAUAUUUGAACAACCAUGGCCUGAAGUUCCACAUUAUUUGCAAAGGAACAUAGUGAGACUUGUAAUGGGCUGGUUGUAGCAGCUAUUAAUUUUUUGACAUUGUUUCAAUCAGGUAAAAGGAAAAAACAUUAUGGAAGUGACAGCAGCAGCAGUGGUGGUGAAAUUUCAGAUCUAGUGCAGAAGCUGGCAGAUAAGGUAGGUGCCUCCCGAGACCUUGUGAUACGUGGUGAUGAAACAAAUAGACCUUAUUCAUGUACCCACCAUCUCUGCAUGCACAUCAGGAUUGAUAUGAUAAAAGCAAUGUCACAUCCUGGUAUUUCAGGGGGCAAACAAAUAAAAUUUGCCAAUACAAGUAAUCACAGUCAAGUUCCUUUAUUCUCUCAAAUCAAGACCAUGAUUUUAGUUUGCAAAAUGUACAAAAUAAUUGAGUUUUUGCUUACUGUGAUGACAUCUACAUUAUUCACUUGGCCAUUGUGGAGGUUCAACUCUAUACCCUACUGGCCCUAGUCUGCUACACAGCCGUUUUUAGUGUCGUCACGCAACGCUCCUCCCCACAAACGGCCGCUGAAAACCAAACUAAUUCCUUUCCCUUUGUGUUUGUGGUCUAACGAACAAGCCAAUCAUGUAUAAGAGAUUUGACAAUACAUGAGCCGCAGGGCGCUAGGAGGCGAGCACGCUUCUCAGUUUUCGACAAAUCAAUCAAUCGUCGCUGAAUUUAGAUGGGCCCUGUGUUUUCAGGCAAGGAAAAGGUUAAUAUGCAAAAAAGUUUGUUUUAAGCGGUCAAGAAAGUUCCAAGUGAAAAAAAGGUUUGAUAGGCCUGGAAGACUUUUACCAGGAUCGGUAUAUGUAGUGAUAGGUAGUGAAGAAUUUAAUGUGCCGAAAGCGCUCAUUGUGUUCUGUGAAGACUAAACUCUCCAGGGUACUGAUUCAAAAAGCAAUCUUAUAAAUUAUCGAUGAGCGAUUUCCCGAAACUAUACCUGGCAACUUUAUGAGCACAUCCAUGUUGUGCAUCACAGUUUGCUCGACUUGCUUGCUGCUGCUGCUUAUCUCCUAAAUUUUGAAUAGGAUUCGACUACGACAACACUACUGUAGUUAAUUGCUUGUUUUCACGCAACGAUUUUGAUUAUUCUGUCAUUCACACAUGGGGCACUGAUAAAAGCAAAGCUGUGAUUGGAGGAGUCACAGUACCGCAAACUUGGGGCGAACACCUUCCAGAAAAUAAGAGCUGAAUUAUAAUUGGCUAAUCAUGGGAAAGGAAUGUAGUUCGGUUUUCAGCAGCCAUUAGUGGGGAGGACCGUUACGUGACGACUCUAAAAACGGCUGUGUAGCAGACUAUACUGGCCCCAGUAGAUAACACUAUCCACUGGUUAACAAAUAGAUUCCAUGUUGCCGUGCGUCUGUUCAAUAACAGAUCACAGAUGACGUCAAAAUGUAGUAAAAGCAAAGAAGUGGCACAUGAGCCGUAGUUGCCUGUGUGCAGAAAUCUCCUAUUUCCUUUGUUACACGCGGAAAAGGGACGUCUGCGUAACGCCGUCGCUAAUCAUGUUCUAGCGUCCGGCUGGCAGGGUAUUCUAUUUCGCAUAAAUUGUGAAAUAAUAUCCGGUUAGAAAUAAGAGUUGACAGGCCAAACACAACAUCAUAUGCUCCUGAUAAUGCGAAACGUGACCUUAAGAGUCUGCUUGAACAGAGGUUUUUCUUCUUUUCUCUCUCGUAUGAAGGUUACUAGCACUACACAGUGCAUGUAGCAUUCUAAACUUUGACUGAGUAAAUCUCUUUUUUGCCACACUAAGUCUUACAUUUAGAGGUCAUGAAGCAGGUUUGUUACAUGCAUACUGAGUAAUCAUUUCCUGUGGUUUAUGCUUCUGUGGGUGUUCCUGAUAGGAUUUGAUUUCAGAUGCAGUUGUAAAGUGUUUAAAUUUUUUUUCGACCUCUCUUUGUUACGGCUAAAUAAAGAUUUUAGUUUCUUUGGCUGGCUUUCUCCAAAAUGCCUGCCUGGUGCGAAGUCUACGCCGCUUUUGUAGUUUUCUCAGACACUGUUUACAAAUAUGAUGUGAUGUGUCAUACACAGUAAACUGUAAAGAAAUAAUUUCGUCACACACAUUAACUUUUCCGUGGCCUCGCACAAGAUUUGCAACGGUCUGCACACAAUGGCACAUGUUUUGAUUUGUUUUGGCUGGAAAACCCCGAUUACAUAAAUCACAGCAUGCAUUAUCAGACCAGAUUCGAUAGCAACUAAUCAGCGUUGAGUCAAACAAUGCGCACUGUGUGUCAGCCUAUCACAGCAUGUUCCCAAGAUCUUGGGAACCCAGCGGGACGCUGGAACACGAUUAGCAAUGGCGUUAUGCAGGCGUCCCUUUUCCAUGUGCAACAAAGGAAAUAGGAGACGUCUGCACACAGGCAAGAGCCGUAGAUGAGUGUGCCAUUGAUGUUUUUACCACAUUUUGACGUCUUUUGUGAUCUGUUACUGACCAGACCCAUGGCAACAUGGAAUCUAUUUGUUUUAUAAAAUGAAAAGUGAGGAAAAAACAACGUACACAUACUUUCCUUGUACUGCUUGUCUGUUUAAGGAUUUGUGCUAGUUAAGGCCCUUUUAAGUCCCAAACACCACUUUUCAUCUCUGCUUCUUCUUUUUUUCUUCAUCUUUACUUGUAUACAGUUUCUCUGAAAAGUUUUCCAAUGCCUUCACUUGCUCAAAGCAGAAUAAUCACAAAAGCAUUUUGCAAAACUGUGAGCCUCUCAUAGCGAUGACACAUGAUGGCAACUGUUGUGGUAAUUUCUUGCAGUUAAGGUAUUCUCAAGUUGGCAAGAACUCGUUUUGUUUCUGUUUCUCCCUUUUUCUUCUUUAGAAGUAGCUACUGCUAAACUUUUUUCAAGGCUUUCACUACUCUGAAAUAAUCUCACAAACAUUUUCAAAACUGUGCGCCACAUUGAGCAAAACAAAGAAAACAAGUUUCCCAUGACGUUAUCCAUGUAUCUGUACUCUAAUAAAUCACAGGCAAUGACCAAUCAAGGCGUGCAUAGUAUUCAAAUCAUUGUAUAAAUAAAUCUCUAUCCAGUGGAUAGCGCAAUUAGCUUCCCUCUUACUGAUCUGUUGGAUAGAGAUUUAUCUGGUAGAUAGCACAAUCAAACUUUUGAACAACAAGGGCCAGAAGGGUUUUUAAUAGCAAAUUACUGUCAUUUAAGAAUUUUCUUCAAAAUUUUUCCAUCUUUGAUUAAAUUUAACAUCUAUCUUAUUUGUUUUCAGUCUGGUCAUACCCCAGAGGCCAAUCCACCGUUACUUGCAUUUUGGAUGUCUAGAGAUAACACAACAACUUUACCAAAAAGUAGCAAUGAUACAGCUGAUAAGAAAGAGAAUGUCACAAAACAGAAGAGCACAAAGGAGUUUCAAACACCAUCCAGAAGACCGAGGUUUGUCAAUAAUAGUACUCUCUUAAACCAGGAUAUGAGUUGCAGCAACAUGAAGCAGUGUUAAAAAUGAAUAGUUCACUCAUAGGAACAUGUAACAGAGACUUUUUGCAGUGACAAAACCACUACUACAUUGAAAUAAACACACUGAAAAAUGUAAUUUCAUGUGUAGACAUUGUAUUAGUCAUCUUGUAACAUUUUGUCUCUGCCAACCCCCACCCCCUGCUACCCACAACUCCUCCUAAGAAUUUGUUCAAGGAAGUUAAACAAUAAUAUUAAUCUCAAAUUUAAAUUAUAGAGCAUGUUGCUUGGACAAACCUCUGCCAUUUACUGUAGUUGCACAGAAUAGGAGAAAACCAACAGUAUAACCACACAUAUUUUGAGUCAUACCGAGUAUCCAAGCAACACAAGUCCCCAUACAUUUAACAUCGUAAUGAUAUUAUCAUCGUGGAUAUAAAUUCACUCUUUUACAGAAGAGUUGUUAGAAAAUGCAAUAAGUCAAAGAUGAAACUGCUGAAGCAAGACAUUGAAUUACUUAUUCAUCCUGUGGAAAAGACAGGUAUGGACUGAAGAAACCAGGGAUUUGACAUUUUCUUCUGUUGUCAAUGAAUCAUGUGUCUACUAAUCUAAGAACUUUUGAGCACUGCAGCUGGCACCCGCAUUGUUCAAACAUUGGAUAGCGCUAUCCAUGGGAUAAAUCACUUUCCAGCGGAUAAGUAGUAUCAGAUGGAAACCAAUUGCAUUAUCGAUAGCACUAUCCACCUUAAUGUUUGAAAAAAUGGGGCCCGCUCAAGUUAAUCAGGGCAUUUUUGUAGUUACACUAUCGAUGUACGCUAAAUUGGCCAAUCAAGUUUAGAGUGUGUAGCUAAGAGAUAAUUAAUAAAUUAGACACCCAUGGGACUAAGUAAGUAUUCAUUUCAGCAUACAAUAGGUGUCAACUUACAGGAAAAAAAAAGAGAUAGGAACUGGAGGAAAGAUUUCAUUUCUCUGAUUGCUGAUAAAUUCUAUGUAACAAAAAUUUGGCACAGCUUUUUGUUGUAUAAUUGGUACAAUUUGUUUGUUUUGUUUUAGAAGGCUUUUUCUGUAAAUCGUUUACAGUCUUGAUGUCUCAGUUGUGUGUGGUUUUAACAACAAUGUUUACCAUGCUCUUGUCAGUUUUUGUAAGGAUGUACCACCGUUGUCCCAUUGUUGACAAAGGUAAAUGUUUUUUUGUUUUUUUUCUGCAGAAGAGGAAUCGUCAGUUUCAGACAAAGGAACCAUUCAAGAGUCAAGGUACCGGAAAUCACUUCCUUGGCAAUAUUAAAGGCAUCUUUCAGAAGAAACCCAAGUGUCUUCUGAACAACUGCCAGACACUUUUGGCAAAUAAACAUAAGGCUAGUGGAACCAGGGCCUGAAACCAUUUAAUUAUUACUUAAAAACUAAACCUAAAUAAUCAAGGGGUUCCUGAUAGCUUUGUUAUUAUUACUGGCUAUUAAUUAAACUCAGUCUACAUAGACUACAAACCAGCUUUCCAGGCUUUGCAGAAGUUGGACAACAAUGUGGACAGGUUUGUUCGCUAAAUGUGGGGUGCUUUUCGUUCUUAAAUUUUGAUUUUAAUGUAAAUUGCAGUUCCCAAGCUGAUAAAUUACCAGUGACGACUUUUGAGAACUCUCAAAUCACGGACAUGGACAAGUACACAGAAAUAUUUUUGAAAGUUAAACUGAAUUACUUUGCACUUCAUGUAACUUGGUGUGUUGUUGAUUCUCUUUCAGUGACAAACAACAAAACUUAAAUCAAGAGGCAGAUGUGUUAAACCACCCUGAAAUUAAAGCAAAGUGUACUUCUGGCUACCCUGCUAACAGUUGUUUGUCAGUUGGUGGUGGCGAUUUCUUUGAUGUGUGGGAUACAGAUGAAGAUGAUAUCUUACUUAGCCAGAUGGAAAUUCCAUCCUUUAACAAGAACAUUCCAGAGACUCAAAUUAUGACCAAUACCCAGUUCCUUGACAACGGAAAAGAUACCCAAAAGACACUGUUGAACGAGAACCAUUCAGCAUCUCAUGCAAGCUCAAAUGAAAGCAUAGUUACAGAAAGUUGGGAUUUCAUCGAUACAUUUGAUGAUAGUGAUGAUGAAAACAUUCUACAGAGUGCACUAGAGGAUUUCGAAAAGUCACAACAAGUGUCUAUUCCAAAUGUGCGUAGGCUGUCAAAUUUGCAUGUGAAGCCAAGUUUGGUUCGUAAAGGUACUUGCAAAAUUGGUGAUUUCAAUGAACCAAGACAAACAGCUCCUGUUGCUAAAGGAUCAAAGGAAAAUUUGUCUGCAUUUCAAAAGAAUUUAGUUACAGAUCAAAACUUCUCACAAAAGCGGACCUUCACUUUUAUACCACGUUCUUCGAUACAGGGAACUGUUUCUGCAAGAUCAGAGCAGCUGAUAAACAGCAGUAACAGUCUUACAUCAUCAAAUGACAACUUCAAAGCUGUAAAAGCAGAGAAGGAUUGUCACAAAAUCAAUGAGAAAAAUUUAGCAGAAGGAGAUGCUAGCAGACAGAAGGACAGUUAUGGGCAAAUGAACAUACAAAGUAAGUAUUAAUUUAUUUUAUAGUAUAUUUGUGAACAGUGAUUCUUGUUUGAAGAUGUAUAAAGUGGUCAUCAUUUCAUAGUAUUCUUGUUUCCUGUAAAGUAGAGACUCUUGCACAGGAAAAACAAUGGUAGAUGUAGUUUGGCCUCUUAUGUCAAGAAUAUGAGCACAGUCUAAAUGAUUUCUGUACUGUACUUUUCAAAACAGGAAUCCUUAAACCUUUCAAUGAGUUGUUUGUCAUCUGAACUGCUAGCAAAAAUGCCAACAAUGAAUGGCCAUCAAAGUUUUAAAUGGCUUGUAAAGGUACAACAUGUUCAUGGAGGAAAAAUGUUGAGAAGAGUGGAAGGAAAUUUGUUUUGUUUACAGGCUACGACAAGGUCGAAGAAAUUUUUUUCAUGAAACUCUCUUAAAUUAAUGAAAUGCUCAGUCAAAUAUUAAUUUGAAAACGGUUUGUUACUGAACAAUGCAUGGAUACUAUUACAUGUCGGUGUGCAAAGAAAAGGGUGUCCGAUAGGUCAGUUUGCAAUCAGCCUGUGUUCUUAACUUGCACAAUGGUCAAGUGAAAUUUUUUGAGUUAUUCAAAUUACAGAAGAAAUGUCAUCAAUCCUGCCCAUCCAGAAUUUUUUCAGGCUAGUACGUGCUAAUACAUUGUGAGGAAAAAACAAAUUGAAUUGAAUCUGAAAUUAAACGGAAGACUUUUGAACAGGAUUAAGUGUCCUUUCCAAUGGCACAGUUGCAAUUUAGAUCUUAAGUGCUAAAUUCAGUUUGUUAAAUUAUGGUAAAAACAAAGUUUCAAUGCCAGAAUUUUAAACUAGAGAAGAAUUAUCCGUCUAAGACAAGUUAUUAGAGAUGAAUAAAUCUUCUAGACAUAAAUCGGGUGUUCAAACGAAUUUUAGCCUCAAAUUCGUCUUCACGUGAUUCGUCUGUAGCAAGUCUUUAAUACAGACGUGCUGACACACGAGGCCAAUUUGGGGCCAAGAUUCGUCUAAACACCUAAUUAGUUAUAUCUAGUAGAUGAUUUAUCCGUCUGAGACAGAUAAUUUGUCUUUAGUUUAAAUUCGGCCAAUAACUCAGCAUUGAAUUCAGAGUUGUUUGAAAGGAAAAAAUGUAACUUUAUCUUGAAAACAAAGGAAAUAAACGUGAUUGAAUAUUUAUUAAUUUUAGCGUUGCUUCAAAAAGCGAGAUUUGAAAGCUUCUCAUACAAGAAAUUUCUCCUUUCUUUUCUUUUUCCAUCUCAGGUGGCGCGGUAACUACUAAACCAACAAGAUACUCAAAAGAGGAAAUUGAGAAAAAAAAGCGUGAAGCACAGAAUCGACGCAGACAGAAAUUGGCUCUAAGCCAACAAAAACAUCACAGAUAG
Molecule: messenger RNA, 15079 nt
Organism: Porites evermanni
Lineage: Eukaryota; Metazoa; Cnidaria; Anthozoa; Scleractinia; Poritidae
Source: the annotation of a GenBank genome assembly